AUAGGUCAUGCAUAACACGUGGUAAACAAAGGAUGUCUCCAUUCAGUUGAGACGAACAUUACGGGCGAUGGUGUUGAAUGUACAUGCAGUGUACAGUGUUGUACCAUAAUAUAUUACUAGUAGGAGAGGAGAGACAGCGAUGGAGGGACGACUGCAUCUUGUGUGAUGGAGGAUACGAUAAGCAUUGUUGUAUUUUAGUACCUUGCUGACAGAGAGAGAGAGAAGAAAUGGUUAGAGUGAAGUUGGUCAAGUACCGUGUAUUGAAUGAGGAAGGAUGAGCUGCUGCCUGUGAAUCUAUCCAACCCCAAUUUUGAAACCUGUUGAGGAUGGAAAACAAACAUAUCAUGGAACAUGUAUAUAAUAACUACUCAUUAACUUUAAAUAUCCUGUUCAGAAACAUAAUUUGGAAAUAUUAAUUUACAUCAAUUCCAGUUAUUAUACAGUCUUGUAUAUCUCGAACUUAUCCCUCAGAAACCCCUCCAGAUUGCCUGAAAUAUAAUUCUUGAGAUUGGUGAAGAAAGGAAAAAAAGCACAACAAAAUUUUUUUAUUUUUUUUUAUAUCAUUUACAUACAGUUCUUGUUAUCACUCUUUUAAAAAUUUUACAAAUAUUGAGUGAAAUAUAUUGUCUCUUAUGAAUGACUGUUUUAAAUUGGAAAAUGAUGGAGAAUGAAGCAAAGAUUGUGUUUAGUGAUGUUAUUAGUGAGCAGGUUCUGAACAAAGACGAUCCAUCUGAAGAAAAUGAGGCUGAAGAGCAACCUCUACCACGUGACUUUGUUCUGAGAAAAGAGAAUCUGUCUGAGAGAAAUGAAACUAAAGAGAGACCCUUCCCCUAUGACUUUGCUCAGAACACAGGUAACCCAUCUGAGGGCAAUAAGACUGGAGAAAAACCUCUGCCUUAUGGCUUUAUUCCAAACAGAAAUUACUCAUCUGAGGGAAAUGAGGUUGAAGAAAAGCCUCUCUCCUAUGACCUUGUCUUAAGCAGAAGUAAUCCGGCUGAGGGAAAUGAGGUGGUUGAGGAAAAACCUCUCACUUAUGGUUUUGUUUCAAACACGAAAAAUUCAUCGGAAGGAAAUGAAACUGAGGGGCAACGUUCCCCACAUGACUUUGUUCUCUACACGGAUAACUCACCUGCAGGGAAUGAGUCAGAAGAGCAACCUGGUCCUCAUGACUUCGUUCUGAAUGAAGACGAUUCAUCUGAGGUGAAUGAGACUAAAGAAGAGCCUCUCGCCUCUGGUUUUGUUCCAAACACAAAUACUUCAACUGAAGGGAUUGAUACCGAAGAUAAUCCAUCUGGGAUUAAGUCAUCAUCUGAGGGGAGUCUGACUGAAGAAAAAGCUUUUCCUUAUGGUUUUGUUCUAAACACAGGUAACUCGUACGGGGUCAAGUCAUCUGAGCGGAGUGUGGCUGAAGAAAAAUCUCUCCCUUACAGCUUUGUCCUGAAUACAGGAAACCCAUCUGGAGUUAAAUCAUCUGAGGGGAACCUGACUGGAGAAAGAUCUCUCCCUUACAGCUUUGUUCUAAACACAGGUAACUCAUCUGGAGUCAAGUCAUCUGAAGGGGAUAUGAGUGAAAUGCGAUCUCUCCCUUACAGCUUUGUUCUAAAUGCAGAUAACCCAUCUGGGGUUAAGUCAUCUGAGGGGAGUGUGACUGAAGAAAGGUCUCUGCCCUACGGCUUUGUUCUGUACACGGGUCACUCAUCCAUGGGAAACGAGUCUAACAUGGCACCUCUUCCCUAUAGCUUUGUUCUGAACACAGACAUUUCAUCUGAGGGGAACGAGACCAAAGAGGGGACACUUACCUGUGACCCUUCAACUGGAGUGAAUAAAAUCGAAGGGAAACCUCUCCUAUGUGACUUUGUUAUGAACACGGCUAACCCGUCUGAAGAGAAUGAGAUGGACGAGAAACUUUUCCUUUGCGACUUCUGUGGCGAAUCCUUCGACGUUUACAUCAACCUUUCUGCGCACAAGCAGUUACACACAGGUGGUAGACCAUUCCAUUGCGAAAUUUGUGAUAAGAACUUUUCUACUUAUGAAAGCCUCUCUAGGCAUAUACGGAUACAUACAGGUAUAAGGCCGUAUGUUUGCGAGAUUUGCAGCAAAACCUUUUCUGAAAGUAGUCACCUUUAUAAGCACCAUCUCGUACACACAGGUGAGAAACCUUACCAUUGUGAAAUUUGUGGUAAAGCAUUUUCUCAAAGCGGCACCUUGUGUCGCCAUCGGCUGAUUCAUACAGGUGAGAAACCGUAUCGCUGUGAAACUUGCGGUAAAUCAUUCUCUCGGAACAGUCAUUUGUCAACCCACAGAUGGAUACAUACGGGAGAUAAACCAUUUUAUUGUGAAACGUGUGGGAAAUCUUUCUCGACAAACUCGGCAUUGUUGGCCCACAAAAGAACUCACACGGGAGAAAAGCCCUUCCGUUGCGAAACAUGCGACAAAACUUUUUCAACUAAUUUUGCAUUAUCGUUGCAUAUACGGGUUCACACGGGCGAGAGGCCGUAUCACUGCGAAAUUUGCGACAAAUCAUUUUCCACAAACUCUACAUUAUCUUCUCAUCGUCGGACACACACCGGGGAAAAGCCAUACCAUUGCGAGACGUGCGGUAAAUCUUUCUCGACGAGCUUCGCAUUGUCUUUGCACCGUCGAGUUCACACGGGGGAAAGACCUUACCGUUGUGACCUCUGUUCUAAAACAUUCUCCACCAAUUCUACCUUGUCUUCACAUAAACGAACGCACACAGGUGAAAAACCUUUCCACUGCGACAUCUGUGGUCAUUCCUUUGGUCAGAAAUACACGUUAUCCGUUCACAAACAAAUCCACAACAGAGAAAACAACAACAGUAAUAGCAAUAACAAUAAUGAUAAUAAUAAUAGUAAUAAUAAUAAUAACAAUAAUAAUAAUAAUAAUAAUAAUAAUGAUAAUGAUAAUAGUAAUGAUAAUAAUAAUGAUAAUAAUACUAAUAAUAAUAAUAAUAAUUUCUGUCAAAUUGUACAAACAAAUGAAUAAACCACGGGAAUAUCAUUUAUAUGGACAGGGAGGCAUUUCAGUGAAUCACUUCAUAAAUUCCAAAAUACUUACACAGAAAGGUUUGUGUAAGUAUGUGUAUAUGAUAUACACUCACACAGACAAAGUAAAAAAA
This is a messenger RNA of Octopus sinensis (East Asian common octopus), 3136 nucleotides long. RefSeq names its product zinc finger protein 492-like. Gene Ontology annotation, biological process: regulation of transcription by RNA polymerase II. Bases 637 to 3003 code for a protein of 788 amino acids. The transcript has 2 exons. The record is from RefSeq and is a predicted model, not a curated record. Gene Ontology annotation, molecular function: DNA-binding transcription factor activity; RNA polymerase II cis-regulatory region sequence-specific DNA binding. Lineage: Eukaryota; Metazoa; Mollusca; Cephalopoda; Octopoda; Octopodidae.